Messenger RNA from Numida meleagris (helmeted guineafowl), 3977 nucleotides. RefSeq names its product neurocan (gene NCAN). NCBI's taxonomy places the organism in Eukaryota, Metazoa, Chordata, Aves, Galliformes, Numididae. Gene Ontology annotation, molecular function: calcium ion binding; hyaluronic acid binding. Gene Ontology annotation, biological process: cell adhesion. The record is from RefSeq and is a predicted model, not a curated record.
GUUAAGGAUGGUCCAUGUGAUGGGGGAUGCCGGCUGCUGGCUCCUGCUCGGGCUCACCCUGCUCCCCAUCGCCGUGCUGGGCUCCCAGGACGAUGGGAAGGUGAUCCACAUCAGCCGGGUGCAGCACCAGGCGGUGCGUGUGGGGCUGGGGGAGCCCGUGGCGCUGCCCUGCCUCUUCCUUCUGCAACCCUCCGCCUCGCUGGGCCCCAACGAGCCCCCCGACCCCCCUCGGGUCAAAUGGAGCAAGGUGCGCUCGGCCAGCGGGCAGCGCGAGGACGUCCCCAUCCUGGUGGCCAAGGACAACGCGGUGAAGGUGGUGAAAGCCUACGAGGGCCGCGUGUCCCUCCCCGGUUACGCCCGUGACCGCUACAACGGCACGCUGCUGCUGCGUGCCGCCCGCGCCAGCGACGCGGGGCUGUACCGCUGCGAGGUGGUGGCCGGCAUCGAUGAUGAGCAGGACCUGCUGCCCCUCGAGGUGAUGGGUGUCGUCUUCCACUACCGCCCCGCGGGCGCUCGCUAUGCGCUGAGCUUCGCCGCCGCCCAGCGCGCCUGCAUGGACAACUCGGCCGUCAUCGCCUCUCCCCAGCACCUGCAGGCCGCCUUCGAGGACGGCUACGACAACUGCGACGCGGGCUGGCUGGCCGACCAGAGCGUGCGGUAUCCCAUCACACUGUCCCGACCUGGCUGCUACGGGGACCGCAACAGCCUCCCCGGGGUGCGUAGCUACGGCCAGAGGGAGCCCGGCGAGCUGUACGAUGUCUACUGCUACGCACAGGAGCUGCAAGGGAAGGUGUUCUACGCCACAGCCCCAGGGCGCUUCACCUUGCCGGCGGCACGAAGGCACUGCCGGGGCCGCGGGGCUGCGUUGGCCACCACGGGGCAGCUGUACCUGGCCUGGCGUGAGGGCCUGGACCAGUGUGACCCGGGCUGGCUGGCGGAUGGCAGCGUCCGGUACCCCAUCCUGGCUCCUCGCAGGAAGUGCGGCGGCGAGGCGCCGGGCGUCAGGACUCUCUACCGCUUCCCCAACCGCACCGGGUUUCCCCCGCCCGCCUCCAAGUUCGACGCGUACUGCUUUAAAGGGGACACGGCGGGUGCUCCCGAUUCCACCGCAGAGCAGAGGGCACCGGAGCCGCUGGGCAGUGACAACGUGCUGGUGGAGCGCGAGGACAUGGCCACCUCCGGGGACCGCGGAGCCGGCGUCCUGCCGCAGCUGGGGGCCGCAGGGCCGGGAGGUGCCGAGGACGAGCAGCUGCAGUUGGCAAGCAGUGUGACAGCAGCGUGGCGCGGUGACAUCCCUGGGGGCAACAGCACGGCCUCGCCAUCCUCCCCAUCCUCACCGGUGUGGCCACAUGAGGACGAAGCCCUCAAUGUGGUGGACCAGGCGCUGCUGGGCUCCCUGCAGGAGCCACUCAGCACCAGCCCGGCACCGGCACCGCGAGAAAUCCCUGACCCCUCAGAGCCCAUGUUCACCUUGCGUCCGCAGACCCAAAGUCCAGCCCAGGAGGUCACCAGCUUGUCACCAGCACCAUCGGCCUUGGGGACAGUCCCCAGCGUGGCAGCAGAAACCCCCAGCACCCCACGCACCCCAAAACAGAGCAGCUACGCUGGGCUGAACGGGCGCUACUUCCAGCUGCAGCAGCAGAGCCGGGACCCCUUGGUGUCCCAGGACCCCACAGUGGCUGAUGACCACACAGUGGCUGGGGACGCAGCAGGGUCAGUCACCCAGGCCCCCAUCCUGGCCCUGGAGGUGAAGGAGGCUGCAGCCAACACAGUGGAGAUGUGGAGCAUCACCCGUUCCAGUGCAGAGAGCCCCCAUAGAGGGGGUCCCUACCCGCUCUCCAAUGAGGUGGAAGAGGAGAUUGGCCACAAGCUGAUGGCACCAUCCACCACCCCUGUGCCACCCUCACCGAGGGAUUUGCCACGGUGGAACCCCCCUACAGCCCUGCAUGGUCUCGAGGGGCCUGCACGGACAUCCCUGCCAUCGUCCCCACCCGGUUCCAUGGCUCCCGGUGACGCUCCCCACCACCAGGACAUCAGCACUGGGGAGGCUCAGCCCCGCGGUGACUCCCCUCAGCCGCCUGCAGAUGCCACCGAGGACUUCUCCGGGGACGCUGCCCCCAAGGAGGAUGACAGCCCCAUCCUGCCAUGGCCCCCACUGCCCCCAGCCCCACUGGUGGCUGAGGGCCCUGGAAUGGCUGCACAGCCCAGCAGUGACAGCAGUGGGGCCCUGACUGAUGGCUCGCUGGAGAGGCAGAGGAAGGCAGUGGCCUUUGUCUUCCCACCCAUGGGGCUCCCCAGCAGCCUCAGCCCCACUGCAGUGUCUUCUUCCCAUCCACAGAGUGGGCUGAGCCCCACAGCCCCCCAGCGGGCACCCGAAAUGGGGACUGAGCCUGUCCAUGAGCACCUGGAUGUGGGGAUGGGACCGCGGGACGAGGCAGCUGUCACCCCAGUGGUUCCAGACGUCCCCUCGACUCCCCCCACGGACAUCGAGGUGACCCCACGGCUGGGCUCUGAGCCGCCGGCGGAGGGCAGCGGGCAGGUGGGGGACGGCCCCACAACUGCCCCACAGCACCUGAACCCCUCUGCGCCGGGGCUGGAAGAAGAGGAGUAUCCCCCGCACCCCCAGGUUCCCCAACAGCCCCCCAGUCCCGGUGAGGAGGACGCCUCAGGGGAGGCAAAGAGCGAACCCCCCCCCAGCACGGCCACCCACUCCCCAGCACCCCCUGACACCCAUUGGCCGUCACCCACCGCCCCCCACCCAUGGGUGUUGGGGGGGCUUGAAGCCCCAAGUGCGGGGCCGCUCUUUGAGCCCACCACGCCGGGGGGGCCUGGGGGGGUCCUGCUGCUGGAUACCGACAGUGGGAGCGGCGAGGAGCCCGUGCUGGAGGAGCGGGAGCUGCUGGUGUGGGCAGAUGCCAGCAAUGGCAGCCAGCAUGCUCUGGCCGACCCCUGCCAGACCAACCCCUGUCUGCACGGUGGGACCUGCCACGCCAACGGCUCCGUCUGCAGCUGCAGCUGCGCCCCGGGCUUCACCGGGGAGAAUUGCGAGAUCGACAUCGAUGACUGCCUGUCGAGCCCCUGCCAGAACGGUGGUACCUGCAUCGAUGAGGUCAACGCCUUCGUCUGCCUCUGCCUGCCCAGCUACGGCGGCAGCCGCUGCGAGAAAGACACGGAGGGCUGCGACCACAACUGGCACAAGUUCCAGGGCCACUGCUACCGCUACUUCUCCCGGCGGCGCUCCUGGGAGGACGCAGAGCGCGACUGCCGCCGGCGAUCCGGGCACCUCACCAGCAUCCACUCACAGGAGGAGCACGGCUUCAUCAACAGCUUCGGGCACGAGAACACCUGGAUCGGGCUCAAUGACAGGAUCGUGGAGCAGGACUUCCAAUGGACGGACAACACCGGCCUGCAAUACGAGAACUGGCGGGAGAACCAACCCGACAACUUCUUUGCGGGCGGCGAGGACUGCGUGGUGUUGGUGUCCCAUGAGAUCGGCAAGUGGAACGACGUGCCCUGCAACUACAACCUGCCCUACAUCUGCAAGAAAGGCACAGUGCUGUGCGGGCCCCCCCCGGAGGUGGAGAACGCGUUCCUGGUGGGGAAGAAGAAGGAGCGGUACAGCAUCCACUCGAGCGUGCGCUACCAAUGCGAGGACGGCUUCACCCAGCGCCACGUCCCCACCAUCAGGUGCCACAGCAACGGCAAGUGGGACCGGCCCAAACUGCUCUGCACAAAACCCAGGCGGUCGCACCGGGCGCGGCGGCACCACCGGCACCGCCACAGCCACCAGCACCACCAGCACCACCACCACAAACCCCGCAAGGAGCGACGAAAACACCGCAAGCACCUCCGGCUGGACUGGAUGGAGGAGGGCCACUACUUCUAGGGCCGGGGGGGGCAGCGAGCGCGCGGGCCCCAGGCAGCCCAGGAACAGCCGUCCAUGGGACGGGACGCGGUGACGUCCCCUGACCCCCUCC